Nothobranchius furzeri (turquoise killifish) is the source of this 1711-nucleotide messenger RNA. The record is from RefSeq and is a predicted model, not a curated record. Lineage: Eukaryota; Metazoa; Chordata; Actinopteri; Cyprinodontiformes; Nothobranchiidae.
UAAACAGUGGACUGGCUAACUCAGGGUGGGGGAUGGGUGGCAUUAAACAGUGGACUGGCUAACUCUUAAACCUCUGCUGCAUUCAAGGAAAAUGUGUAACUACCAGUACACUAGUUACACUCAACAUCAAAUCUGAACCCUGUCUUUUUAAAUAUAAAUUUCACACUGUGUUAAAAAGUGCAUAACAAUUUCCUUAAAAGUCAUUACAUGAGCAAUUUUUCAAAAGAAAUAUUUUUAAUCUAUUAAAACGUGGAGAUCUGCACGCAGUUCUCAACUUUCCCAGUGCUCCUGAAAGCAACAUCAGUGAGGGGAUUCACGCAGCUGCAGAGCAUCGGAGAAGCAGAUGGAAACUGUUUCAGUGUUUGGAACCAGAAAAAAGUCUGCAACUAAACCAGAUAAUGAGCAGAAGGAAGAAGAACAGGAAGAGAUAAUGGAGCUUUCUGCUUCAGAGGACUUUCUCUCAGACUCCAGCCAUGAUUUGGACAGUGAUUAUAUUCCAUCAGCUCCUCCUUCCUCAGAGGAUGAACUAACCUUUUCACAGCCUAAGCUCAUGAAGACACAUGUUGCAUUAAAAAACCCUGGCAAAACCUCUCUCAGCCAAAGCUAUGUUCAUGAACAGAAGACACUGAUGGACAGUGGUAAAAGUAAUGAAGCUCUGGACAUGCAUUACAAUGCAGAUACUGAGGAAGAAAAUCCGGAGGAAUAUGAAGAUGAUGAGGAACCUGACAUUCUGACUCAGAGGCCCACAAGAGCAGAACCAUCAGAUGAUCACAGACAGACAGCAGGAAAAAGAGUGACGUACAGAGGAAAAGGGCCAAGGAAGAAGGUUGAACCAGCUGAAGAUUCAGAUGAUCAGGGAGAACCACUGAGCCAGUGCUCAAAAUAUGCAGAACCAUCAGAGGACAUCAAGAAGAAAUAUAAGAUAGGUACCUACAAAGUAAAAAGGUCAAGAAAGAUUGUUGAAUCACCUGAAGAUUCACAUGAUGAGACAGCACAAGAUCAGGCAGAACUGUUGAGCCAAAGCUCCAAAUCUGCAGAACCAACAGAGGGCUUCAAGAAGAAAAAGAAGACAGGGACCUACAAAGGAAAAAGGCCAAGAAAGAUUGUUGAAUCAGCUGAAGAUUCAGAUGAUCAGGCAAAACUGUUGAGCCAAAGCUCCAAAUCUGCAGAACCAACAGAGGGCUUCAAGAAGAAAAAGAAGACAGAACUGGAUCAGCUUCUUCUCACCAAACAAGGGGUGAAAAAAAGGCCUUGGAGUUCAGCUGAGAAAGCAGCAGUAUGGCGACAGCUUGGAAAGUACAUAACCUUAGAGACCAUUCCUGGUAAAGUACCUUAAGGCACUUAAGACAGAGCCAGUGCUCAAGAGUAGAACCUGGAAAGAUGUUAAAAACCAUGUCUACAACUCCAUCACAGCACAGAAGAGGAAACGGUUGUAAACUGUUUGCGUUCGCAUGAUUGUUCGUGGUUCACAUGUCUCAGUGUUGUGAGGUGGAGUUCUUUUGGUGUGACACAAUGAGGCCUAGGUGUGUUGAUGCUAGGCAUGUUUCUAAGCUUUUAUAUAUAUAUAUUUUUAAAUUUGGAACAGAUGUAUGUUCACACUGGCUACAAUCAUAAAAACUACAUUUUAAAAGCCACUUUUUCCCCCAGUUUAUUUUUCAAAAGCAAUUGAAGUUAAAAUAACGAAAGCUGUCAUUUAAAAUGUCCAGCUAUU